CUUUCCCCUGAAAAGAGCUGGCAAGACUGAGAGUGAGGGCGGACAGAAACACCGCCUCCUCGGUCACUACACACACCACAGGAAAAGCCUGAGAACAGCAGCAGAGUCGGAACACACACUAAAGACAAACCGACUUCAGCACCAAGAUUCUGUGUGAUGCACAUGACGAUGACUUAAAAGAUGUCUACUGCCAUUUUGAAAAUCGUCAUCACCCUGACCUUGACUGGCUCUAUCCACUGCGGUAAGGUCCUGGUGUUCCCUCAUGAUGGCAGCCACUGGGUUAACAUGAAUGUAUUGAUACAAGAGCUGCACAACAGAGGUCACCAUGUCACGGUCAUCCGCGCAGCUGAUAGCUGGUACAUCAAAGAGCAGUCACCCUACUACCACUCCAUAACCGUUGACUUCUCAGUGGGGGGAGACGAAGCUUUCUUCAAAACCUUUGUCUCCAGACAGCUACAGAUUCGACGAGAAAGAAGCUCACUUUGGGCUCAGUUCAGUCUGGACAUGGAGCUGGCAGACAAGUUUUCCGAAAUGCACAGAAAGAUAUGUGAAAUGGUCAUCCACAUAAUCGAGGAUCCCAAAUUGAUCAAUUCCAUCAGAGAAGCGGAGUAUGACGUGAUGCUGACAGACCCUGCGAAUGGUGGAGGAGUCGUGCUUGCACAUUAUCUGCGCUUACCGCUGGUUUUUAACGUCCGCUGGACGGUACAUGGAGAGGCACACUUUGCAAUUGCGCCUUCGCCCUUAUCGUACGUUCCCUUUCCUUUAUCCCUGUUAACAGAUAGGAUGACUUUUUUUCAAAGGGUAUAUAACAUGAUCUUCUACCUCAGACUCUUCUUUUACAAGCGCAUUGUAGGUCCUCAUUACAGUGCUUUGUGUAACCGCUACUUUGGUCCAGAUGUGGACUAUUUCGAAUUAUUCCAGGCAGCCGAUAUCUGGCUUAUGAGAGUCGAUUUUGUGUUUGAGUUCCCUCGCCCGACGAUGCCCAACUUCGUUUACAUGAGUUGCUUCCAAUGCAAACCACCAAAAGCCCUUCCGGAUGAUUUGGAGGACUUUGUGGAAAGUUCUGGAGAGCACGGCAUUGUCAUUGUAUCAUUGGGAACGCUGGUUGGACAGCUUCCUGAUGAUAUAGCCGACGAAAUGGCUGCCGCUCUUGCUAAGCUCCCUCAAAAAGUGAUCUGGCGAUACUCAGGGAAGAAACCAUCCACUCUCGGGAACAACACCAUACUCAGGGACUGGUUGCCACAGAAUGAUCUUCUUGGACAUCCCAAGACAAAGGUUUUUGUGAGCCAUGGAGGAACGAAUGGGAUUUUAGAAGCUAUUUAUCACAGUACUCCAAUCGUUGGCCUACCUCUGGUUUUUGAUCAACAUGACAAUCUCUCGAGGAUGAAAUAUAAAGGUGUAGCACAGGUCAUAGAUAUAGCCACUUUAAAUCAAAAUGUGUUUCUUGAGGCUAUACAGGAAGUCAUAAACGAGCCUUCCUACAGUAUAAACAUGAAGAGGCUGUCCAGGCUUCUUAGAGACACACCUGUACAACCUCUGGAUAAUGCCAUGUUCUGGAUUGAGUUUGUUAUGAGACACAAAGGUGCUGCUCAUCUACGAACAGAUUCUUACAAAAUGCCUUGGUACGUUUACCACAGUGUCGAUGUUAUAGCGUUUUUACUCUUAGUUGCAUCAGGUACAAUUUUCCUAAUCUUUGCUGUAAUCCGAUACAUAUGCUGCAGGGCAUGUAAAACAAUCUAUACAGCAAAACAGUCUUGUUUUCAAAUACCACUAAAUACCAAGUUAGGAAUUAGUUAGGAAUUAGGAAAAUUGCAUUCAUGGACAAUGAACAAAGUGCAGAGGCCAAAUUUUUAAUCAGUACUACACUGGUGCCUGUAAGUAGAUGAGUUUUUACCUAAUCAAGUGGUGAAAAUCUAUUGUUGUGUAUUCAGUCUUGUCUGAGUGAAAGGAAAAAUAUGUUACUUAUGCCACUAAGAACAUGUAAAAGCAGUAAAGAACAUUUUGCUGUGUACAUCUUUUUAUUAGAGUUAAAAAAAAAACAGACAAUAGUAGAUCUGAUGUCAUGGCAAAUUGGUAUAACUUGUGACAUUUAUAUGCCAAUUAAGAGAUCAGUAAGAUUUAUGCAGCUUUAUUUAAGUAAUUAGAUGGAAAAAUCUUUUUCAUUGUAAAUAGUCAAAUUUAUAUAUCUUAUACCGCAGUGCUGUUGCAUUCUCAAAUCUUAUUGGUCAAAAGAUGUUGAUUUUUUUUUUUUUUGACAAAUGUAUAAAUUUUCAAAUCACUGGUUUAUAUUUUGUAAUAAUGCACUCAUUCUAAUACUAUAGUUUCCAUAGUAAGAACUUAUACAGAGACUUGAUAAUAUGAUGGAGUUCUCUUUGUGAGGAGAUGUUUAUUUAGCAUUUUUUGGAAGGAGUCUCCAGUUUUAGAGCUCUGUAACAGUCGGAGGUAAAGCUGUAACUUUUAGGAACAUGAUGAGCUGCAGUUUUUUGGCUAAUUAACUUCAAGA
Pangasianodon hypophthalmus (striped catfish) is the source of this 2503-nucleotide messenger RNA. Its product is annotated as UDP-glucuronosyltransferase 2A2. Gene Ontology annotation, molecular function: UDP-glycosyltransferase activity. NCBI's taxonomy places the organism in Eukaryota, Metazoa, Chordata, Actinopteri, Siluriformes, Pangasiidae. The record is from RefSeq and is a predicted model, not a curated record. The transcript has 2 exons. The coding region runs from base 181 to 1797 and encodes 538 amino acids.